This is a messenger RNA of Linum trigynum, 345 nucleotides long. NCBI's taxonomy places the organism in Eukaryota, Viridiplantae, Streptophyta, Magnoliopsida, Malpighiales, Linaceae. The record is from the annotation of a GenBank genome assembly.
AUGGCGCAGGAUCUGGAAGCUCGUCGGGCAGAUUCUCAGGAGAUUUGGCGGGCUAUUCAAAACCAGGAAGCUCGUCAGGCGGACUCGUAUGAGGUUUGGAAGGCGAUUGUCGAGCUAAAGGAGUUUGUGAUGCAUCGACAGGGGCAACCGCCGAGUAAGGCGGACCCGCAGAGUGACGACGGCGGCCCAGGUUCGGCGCUGGUCGCGGGGCUCCGCGUUGGCGGGGGGCAUCGCUGCGUCAGCGACCAAGGUGCCUCGGCCUGGGUUUGGCUCGUCUGGGCCCAACAUCGAAGUGGACCUGUUAGCUACCUCCACGACCCAAGAGCUGGCGGCCCGCAAGGCUAA